ACAAUCGUCUUUUCCCGACUGCUCGCAUCCCUCAUUCCAUCUCCUCCUCCAUUCAGCGCACCAGGCUUUGAUCUGAUCUGUCAGAACUACAUUUGAUCCCAAGAAAAAAAAAAGACAUUGCUUUGUUUUAUUGCAUUUUAUUUCUUUAUGCAUUAAUCGCCCGGCCGGAGCCUGGGUGGUGUCCCGCUAUUACAAUGAUUGAAAGACCAGACUCAGCUGUCUCCAGUGUUGCGCAGAGGAAUCUGGAGGGAUAUGUGGGAUUCGCCAACCUGCCCAACCAAGUUUACCGCAAAUCUGUCAAAAGGGGCUUCGAGUUUACGCUCAUGGUUGUAGGUGAGUCUGGAUUGGGCAAAUCGACGCUCAUCAAUUCGCUCUUUCUGACCGACCUGUACUCCAAAGAUUAUCCCGGACCGUCCCAGAGGAUCAAAAAGACAGUGCAGGUGGAGCAGUCCAAAGUGCUGAUUAAGGAGGGGGGAGUGCAGCUCACACUCACCAUAGUGGACACACCCGGGUUUGGUGAUGCUGUGGAUAACAGCAACUGUUGGCAGCCGGUGAUCAACUACAUCGACAGUAAAUGUGAGGACUUCCUGAAUGCCGAAUCACGCGUCAACCGGAGACAAAUGCCAGAUAACCGAGUGCACUGCUGCUUGUACUUCAUCGCCCCCUCUGGUCAUGGCUUAAAGCCACUGGAUAUCGAGUUCAUGAAGCGUCUACAUGACAAAGUCAACGUCAUACCGCUCAUCGCGAAGGCCGACACGCUUACACCGGAGGAGUGCCAGCAAUUCAAGAAACAGAUCAUGAAGGAGAUUCAAGAGCACAAAAUUAAGAUUUACGAGUUUCCAGACACAGAGGAAGACGAGGACAGUAAACUCAUCCGCAAGAUCAAGGAGCGGAUGCCUCUGGCUGUUGUGGGUAGCAACGUAGUGGUGGAAGUGAACGGCAGGAAGGUCCGAGGGCGUCAGUACCCCUGGGGUGUGGCAGAAGUGGAGAACGGCGAGCACUGUGACUUUACUGUCCUACGAAACAUGCUCAUCAGGACCCACAUGCAGGACCUGAAGGACGUAACUAACAACGUGCACUAUGAGAACUACCGCAGUAAGAAGCUGGCUGCCGUCACCUGCAAUGGAGUAGACGCCAGCAAGAGCAAAGGCCAGCUGACCAAGAGCCCAUUGGCCCAGAUGGAGGAGGAGCGGAGGGAGCAUGUAAUGAAGAUGAAGAAGAUGGAGGGUGAAAUGGAGCAGGUGUUUGAGAUGAAAGUCAAAGAGAAGAAACAGAAACUGAAGGAUUCUGAGGCUGAGCUGGAGAGGAGACAUGAGCAGAUGAAGAGGAACCUGGAGGUGCAGUAUAAGGAGCUGGAGGAGAAGAGGAGGCAGUUUGAGGAGGAGAAGGCCAACUGGGAAGCACAGCAACGUAUGCUGGAGCAGCAGAAACUCGAUGCCUCCAAAACCAUGGAGAAGAACAAGAAAAAAGGGAAAAUAUUUUAAUGAGGCCGGCAUCCUUUUUUUUGUGCCUCAGCACCAUAUACUCCUUUUUAAACUCCUUGCUCGCAUGAUUGAGGUCCCCCCCCCCCCACUCGUCCCCCCCCCCCCA
Molecule: messenger RNA, 1590 nt
Organism: Neoarius graeffei (lesser salmon catfish)
Lineage: Eukaryota; Metazoa; Chordata; Actinopteri; Siluriformes; Ariidae
Product: septin-7-like
Exons: 13
Coding region: 195-1484 (429 amino acids)
Biological process (GO): cytoskeleton-dependent cytokinesis; cilium assembly
Cellular component (GO): septin ring; septin complex; microtubule cytoskeleton
Molecular function (GO): GTP binding; GTPase activity; molecular adaptor activity
Source: RefSeq, a predicted model, not a curated record